AUGUCAAUCGGCGGCCCUUGUCUCUGGGUCCCUUCUUUAUCCUCGCCAGCUUCCUCGCCCCUGUCGACGGUCACAUCCCAUCUAUCAUCGGUUGCUCGUCACGGAGAGCGGGUUCCUUCGCUGCCACGGACCUCCUCGCCGCAGUUGGCGCUGCCUCGGGAACGACUUCCCGGUCUGUUUUCUCUCGGACGGUCUGCUGAGAUGCAACGGGCUGGUGCGACGGCUGAGAAUGCCUCAACCACCCCGAUGCCGGUACACACUAGUUCGACGGCUGCCUCGGGCUCGUACGGGGGAGAAAUCCCUUCGCGGGGUCUGGAGAGUCAUGGGAGGGAAGAUCUACUUCCUCGAGUCAAGUUGGAGAUUCCGGGGUUGAAUCAAAUCAACUAUGGCAUGUCUCAGCAGCCUCAUGGCGGAUCUGGUCAUGUGGGAGAGGCGUCGGAUGCGUCUCAAGUGAGUCUGAAUGCGAAGGAUCAGCAUGACCAGGAAUCUACUGUGAGUCCCUCGGAUGAGAGGGCCGAUACAGUCGACACCGAGGACAGCAAGUCGCCAUCACUGGAGAAGAAGAAGAUGAAGCGAUUCCGGUUGACACACAACCAGACUCGUUUCCUCAUGAGCGAAUUCACCCGUCAAGCACACCCCGACGCCGCUCAUCGAGAACGACUGUCGAGGGAGAUUCCAGGCCUGACGCCGCGGCAGGUGCAAGUGUGGUUUCAGAACAGACGAGCAAAGCUGAAGCGUCUCACUACCAAUGACCGCGAGAGAAUGCUCAAAUCACGAGCGCUGCCGGACGACUUUGACACGACGAAAGUGCUCCGCACUCCAUUUGAGAGCAAGUCGACCGGACAAACACCCGUGGCCUCACCGCACGACUACGCCCCGAAUCCCGAUUUUGCAACACUGCGGACUCUCCGGACGGACUGUUUUCAACGGCCAAAUGAAGACGACUACAUGGUCUCGCCGCUGAGUUCUGCGUCGACCGCAGGAACGUACAUGUCCUCUGCUGGGCAGGGGCGGACAGACGGCUUGUCUCAGUCCGGCAUGAUCUUUGGUCGACCGGCGGCGUCGGCUUCUAUGUCAGAUUUGCAUAGGACGAUUCGGAGUGAUUACUCGCUCACUCGGUCCAGCAGUCUCUCCGAUGCGUCUUCGCAGCAAUCUACUUUCCACCCCAACAUGCAACUUCACAAUCGAUUCGCUCCGCCAUCAAAUCAACCUGGUUUGCCGUAUGGUCGACAGAUGGACUAUAGUGUGCCCCGACUCCCAGGUAUGAUGGCAGCCUAUGACCAGCCACCGACAUUCGAGGGCUCAGUCUCCCCAACCGAUUCACAGGGUAACCAGCUGCCCUACGACAUGAGCAAUCUAGGCACCCAACCCCAAAGCUACCAACCCCACCUGGCCAUGUCCACAGCAAAAGACUACAGCGGACUCGGAAUGACCUCACAACUGAACCACGGCCGCCCAAUGUCCACAAUGCAAUCUCUCCCCCAACAAGACUACCGCACCUUCUCCUACGCCAGCCCAUCCGGCUCAAUGGGCACAAUACCCUACACGCAAUCCAACUCCUCAACCAUGAGUCUCCCAACCUCCUUCGCCCCCACCGAGUCCGGAUCAACCGCUCAAGACCCAAUGAACCAACAAAAUCCCGAUCCCCUCCGAAACAAAUUCAACCCCCCAUUCAGCUACCCCGGCUAUAUCCAGCAAUGA
Messenger RNA from Penicillium argentinense, 1701 nucleotides. Its product is annotated as homeobox domain-containing protein. NCBI's taxonomy places the organism in Eukaryota, Fungi, Ascomycota, Eurotiomycetes, Eurotiales, Aspergillaceae. The transcript is spliced from 4 exons. Gene Ontology annotation, molecular function: DNA-binding transcription factor activity; RNA polymerase II transcription regulatory region sequence-specific DNA binding. Gene Ontology annotation, biological process: cell differentiation; anterior/posterior axis specification; embryo development. Bases 1 to 1701 code for a protein of 566 amino acids. The record is from RefSeq and is a predicted model, not a curated record. Gene Ontology annotation, cellular component: nucleus.